AUGGCGCUCAAGGCACAAGUCGGUCAAAAGAUUAUGAAUGAAGUCAUCAAACAGAAGAAGACCGGAAGUUCUGGCGUUCAAUGGCGAAUUUUAGUAGUUGAUAAAUUGGCCAUGAGGAUGGUAUCUGCGUGUUGUAAAAUGCACGAUAUCAGUGCACAAGGCAUUACCUUAGUAGAAGAUAUCAACAAGAAACGGGAACCUUUGCCUACCAUGGAAGCAAUCUACCUGAUCACACCAUGCAAUUCCUCUGUCCAAAAGUUAAUCGAAGACUUCAGUAAUCCUACCAGGACUUCUUACAAAGUAGCCCAUGUUUAUUUCACAGAAGUGUGUCCGGAGGAGCUGUUCAAUGAACUCUGCAAGUCUCUCGCCGCUAAAAAGAUCAAAACCCUGAAAGAGAUCAACAUCGCUUUCUUGCCUUACGAAUCGCAGGUUUUCUCCUUGGAUUCGGCUGAAACAUUUGCUUGCUUUUAUAAUGCUUCCUUUUCCAACUUGAGAACGGCCAAUAUGGAAAGAAUAGCUGAACAAAUUGCAACACUUUGUGCUACUCUUGGAGAAUAUCCAUCAGUUAGAUAUCGAAGCGAUUUUGAUCGAAAUUUGGAAUUGGCACAUAUGGUUCAACAAAAAUUAGAUGCUUACAAAGCGGAUGAACCAACGAUGGGUGAAGGACCUGAAAAAGCACGCUCUCAAUUGCUUAUUCUAGACAGAGGAUUUGACUGUGUAUCACCAUUGUUACACGAAUUAACUCUACAAGCUAUGGCAUAUGAUUUAUUAGAUAUUGAGAAUGAUGUUUACAGAUUCGAGGCAUCUGCAGGAGUACAAAAGGAAGUAUUAUUAGAUGAAAAUGACGAUUUAUGGGUAGAUCUUAGACAUCAGCAUAUUGCUGUAGUUUCACAGAAUGUUACUAAAAAUUUAAAGAAAUUCACAGAAUCAAAAAGAAUGCCGCAAGGAGACAAACAAAGUAUGAGGGAUCUUUCACAGAUGAUUAAAAAAAUGCCACAGUAUCAAAAAGAAUUGAGUAAAUAUGCAACACAUUUACAGUUAGCAGAAGAUUGUAUGAAACGUUACCAAGGAAAUGUAGAUAAACUAUGCAAAGUAGAACAAGAUUUAGCGAUGGGCACAGAUGCUGAAGGAGAACGUAUCAAAGAUCAAAUGAAAAAUAUUACUCCAAUUUUACUUGACCAAACUGUACAUCAUUUAGACAAAUUACGAAUUAUUGCAUUAUAUGUUAUUAGUAAAAAUGGUAUUUCUGAAGAAAAUCUUAAUCGUCUUGUUCAUCAUGCUCAAAUAUCUCCUGAUGAUAAACAAACUAUAGUAAACAUGGCUAAUCUUGGUAUUAAUAUAGUUGUAGAUGGUGGUAAUCGUAAAAAAUUAUACACCGUACAACGUAAAGAAAGAAUUACAGAACAAACUUAUCAAAUGAGUCGUUGGACUCCAGUUAUGAAAGAUAUUAUGGAAGACGCUAUUGAAGAUAAAUUGGAUUCUAAACAUUUUCCUUUUUUGGCUGGACGAGCAGCAAGUUCGGGAUAUCAUGCUCCAACUAGUGCGAGAUAUGGACAUUGGCAUAAAGACAAAGGUUCACAAACUAUUAAGAACGUUCCAAGAUUAAUCGUAUUUGUAGUUGGAGGUGUUUGCUUUUCUGAAAUCCGAUGCGCUUAUGAGGUUACAAAUGCUUUAAAAAAUUGGGAAGUCAUAAUUGGUUCUUCGCAUAUAAUUACACCGAAAUCCUUUUUAGAUGAUCUAAGUAAACUUCACAUAUAAAAAGAAAAUAUUUAUGUUGUAAAAAAAAAAUAAAAACAUUCCCGUAUUCCUAAUAUUGCCAUUAGCUUUGGCUCCGUUAAUAAUAUCAGCUACGAAGUUCUGUGGAUGAUCUCGAAGUAAUAAUUAAUAUAAAAUAAGGAACACUCAGUCAAUUGUUAAAGUCGUCUAGUUAAUUAGCGACUGAUUAAAAAAAACAUUGGGAAAUGUCAUAUCAUAAACAUCAUUUGGCUAGAAUUAUAAUAGCGCCAGAAGAAAAAGAUAUCCAGUGUUAAGUGCCUGCACGAAUAAAAAAUUAAUAUGGAAGGAAUAAAUAUGUUGGCAAUACUAAAUGAAAAAA
Apis mellifera (honey bee) is the source of this 2095-nucleotide messenger RNA. RefSeq names its product protein ROP (gene Rop). NCBI's taxonomy places the organism in Eukaryota, Metazoa, Arthropoda, Insecta, Hymenoptera, Apidae. Gene Ontology annotation, molecular function: syntaxin binding. Gene Ontology annotation, cellular component: secretory granule; plasma membrane. Gene Ontology annotation, biological process: intracellular protein transport; vesicle-mediated transport; neurotransmitter secretion. The coding region runs from base 1 to 1758 and encodes 585 amino acids. The record is from RefSeq and is a predicted model, not a curated record. The transcript is spliced from 11 exons.